UUGCAUCAACUGCAACUCGUUUAGUUCUGUGGAAAAUAUGAACAAGAGUAUGUAACACUGUAAUUUAUCAAAUGGCAAUGUUUUCAAAUCAAACAAAGUGCAGGAAAAAAACACUUAACGAACAUUCUGUUGAUGUAUUUUCGGCUCAUUCAGAAACUACAGAUGCACCUUCUUCAGACGCGACACCAUCAGUAGCAGAAACAACUACACAUGCACCAACAGAAAAAUCCUCAAAAGCAACACCAUCAGUAGCAGAAAAAACUACACAUGCACCUACUUCAGACGCGACACAAUCAGUAGCAGGAACAACUACAGAUGCACAUACUUCAGAAGCGACACCAUCAGUAGCAGAAAAAACUACCGAUGCACCUACUUCAGACGCGACCCCAUCAGUAGCAGAAACAUCUACAGCUGCAAAUACUUCAGAAGUGACACCAUCAGUAGUAGAAAAAACUUCCGAUGCACCUACCUCAGACGCAAAACCAUCAGUAGCAAAAACAACUACAGAUGCAACUACUUCACAAGAGCAACCAUCAGUAGCAGAAACAACUACAGAUCCACCGACUUCAGAAGUGACACCAUCAGUACUAGAAAAAACUACCGAUGCACCUACUUCAGACGCGACACCCACAGUAGCAAAAACAACUAAACAUGUACCAACAGACAAAUUCUCGGACGCGACACCAUUAGUAGCACCAACAACUACAGAUGCACCUACUUUAGGAGUGAAACCAUCAGUACGAGAAACAAUUACAGAUGUACCUACUUCAGAAUUGACACCAUCAGUAACGGAAACAAAUACAGACGCACCUACUUCAGAAGUGACACCAUCAGUAGCAGAAAAAACUUCCGAAGCACCUACUUCAGACGCGAAACCAUCCGUAGCAGAAACAACUACAGAUGUACCAACAGAAAAAUCAACAGAAGCAACACCAUCAGUAGUGGCAACAACUACAGAUGUACCUACUUCAGAAGUGACACCAUCGGUAGCAGAAACAACCACCGGUGUACCUGCUUCAGACGUCUCACCAUCAGUAGCAGAAACAACUACAGAUGCACCUACUUCAGGAGUGAAACCAUCAGUAGCACAAACAACUACAGAUGUAUCUACUUCAGGAGUGACACCAGUAGUAAAAACAACUACAGAUGCACCUACUUCAGAAGUAACACCAUCAGUAGUAGAAAAAACUUCCGAUGCACCUACUUUAGACCCGACACCAUCAGUUGAAAAAACAACUACAGAUGCACCAACAGACAUAACAACUAUCGAUGCACCUACUUCAGACGUAAUCCCAUCACUAGCACCAACAACUACCGAUGCACCUACUUCAGACACGACACCAUCAGGAGCAGAAACAACUACCGAUGCACCUACUUCAGAAGUGACACCAUCAUUAGUAGAAAAAACUACCGAUGCACCUACUUCAGACGUGACACCAUCAGUAGAAGAAACAACUACAGAUGCACCUACUUCAGACGCGACCCCAUCAGUAGCAGAAACAACUACCGAUGCACCUACUUCAGAAGUGACACCAUCAGUAGUAGAAAAAACUACCGCUGCACCUACUUCAGACGCCACACCAUCAGUAGCAGAAACAACUACCGAUGCACUUACUUCAGACGCAACCCCAUCAGUAGCAGAAACAAAUACCAAUGCACCUACUUCAGAAGCGACACCAUCAGUAGAAGAAACAACUUCAGAUGCACCUACUUCAGAAGUGACAUUAUCAAUUGCAGAAACAACUCAACAUGAACCAACAGAGAAAUCCUCAGAAGCAACACAAUCAGUAGUAGCAACUACUAGAGAUGAACCUACAGACAAAGUUUCAGAAGCAACACCAUCAGUAGCAGAAACAACUACAGAUGCACCUAUUUCAGACGCCACCCUAUCAGUAGCAGAAACAAAUACCAAUGCACCUACUUCAGAAGCGACACCAUCAGUAGAAGAAACAACUACAGAUACACUUACUCCAGAAGUGACAUCAUCAGUAACAGAAACAACUACACAUGAACCAACAGAGAAAUCCUCAGAAGCAACACCAUCAGUAGUAGCAACAACUACAGAUAAACCUACAGACAAAGUUUCAAAAGCAACACCAUCAGUAGCACAAACAACUACGAAUGCACCCACUUCAGGAUUGACACCAUCAGUAGCAGAAACAACUACACAUGCACCCACUUCAGAAGUGACACCAUCAGUAGCAGAAAAAACUACCGAUGCACCUACUUCAGAAGUGACACCAUCAGUAGUAGAAACAACUACCGAUGCACCUACUUUAGACGCGACACCAUCAGUAGCAGAAACAACAACAGAUGCACCUACUUCAGACGCGAUAACAUUAGUAGCAGAAACAACUACAGAUGCACCUACUUCAGGAGUGACACCAUCACUAGUAGAAACAACUACCGAUGCACCUACUUUAGACGCGACACUAUCAUUAGCAGAAACAACUACAGAUGCACCUACUUUACACGCGACACCAUUAGUAGCAGAAACAACUACAGAUGCACCUGCUUCAGAAACGACACCAUCAGUAGCAGAAACAACUACACAUGCACCAACAGACAAAUCCUCAGAAGCAACACCAUCAGUAGCACAAACAACUACAGAUGCACCUACUUCUGGAGUGAAACCAUCAGUAGUAGAUAAAACUUCCGAUGCAACUACUUCAGACGUGUCACCAUCAGUAGUAGAAACAACUACCGAUGCACCUACUUCAGACGCGACUCCAUCAGUAGCAGAAACAACUACAGAUGCACCUACUUCAGGAGUGACACCAUCAGUAGCAGAAACAACUACAGAUGCACCUACUUCAGGAGUGAUACCAUCAGUAGCAGAAACAACUACAGAUGCACCUACUUCAGAAGAGACACCAUCAGUAGCAGAAACAAAUACCGAUGCACCUACUUUAGAAGUGACACCAUCAGUAGAAGAAACAACUACAGAUGCACCUGCUUCAGAAGUGACAUCAUCAGUAGCAGAAACAACUACACAUGAACCAACAGAGAAAUCCUCAGAAGCAACACCAUCAGUAGUUACAACUACUACAGAUGAACCUACAGACAAAGUUUCAGAGGCAACUCCAUCAGUAGCAGAAACAACUACAGAUGCACCUAUUUUAACCACGGAUGCAAUAACAGAUAAAAUUUCAGAAGCGACGUCAUCAGUAGCAGAAACAACUACGGAUGCGCUCACAGACACAACUACAAGAUCGCCGCCAUCAUUAACAGUAACAACUCCAGACGCACUUUCAAACACAAAUACAAGAUCGACACCAACAGUAAUAGAAACAACUAGAGAUUCACCUAGAAACCGAACAAAAGGAGCAUCGUCGAGCAAAGGAUCAGUCAAGCUGGUAACAGUGCAAAUAAGUAACACGAGCAAGACAGACAUUGAUUUAGAAGAGAAGCUAUUUAUCGUUUUUGAAAUCAGGUUGUUGAAUUUGGCUUUUAACGAAUCUCUUGAUGACCCCAAGAGUCGCGAUUUCCAAGAACUAAAAGCAAAACUAGAGGCUGCUUUGACAGAUGUGUUUCACGAUAUGCCUGGCUUCUUGUUCGUCAAUGUCACAGGGUUUCGACAAGGUAGCGUGAUAACAAAGUUCUUGAUUGUUUUUAAUGAUACAUCUUAUAUGAACAGAAGCGAUAUAAUGGGGCACCUGGAUAGCUGUAACGGGACGGAACUAAUGCAAGGAAUAAAUGCACUACAGUCUAAGCCGACAAGCUUUGCAUGGGAUCCGGGUGGAACAGUACUCGAUCCUUGUGAGUUCGUGAUAUAG
Messenger RNA from Orbicella faveolata, 3776 nucleotides. Its product is annotated as mucin-5AC-like. The record is from RefSeq and is a predicted model, not a curated record. Lineage: Eukaryota; Metazoa; Cnidaria; Anthozoa; Scleractinia; Merulinidae.